CGUCUCCUCCUCAGUAAACAAGCAUGGCCGCGCCGAGGAGAAAAUUCACCAUGGAAGAGAAGCGCAGACUGCUGGAAAUGUAUGACCAGCUUCCCCGAAUGAGCCAGAAGAAGGCGGCGAGUCGCCUGAACAUCACCCAGUCUUUGCUGUGGACGCUCCUGCGAAACAGGAGCCUCAUAAUGAGGGGCGACCAGUACGUCCGCUGCGGUAAAGUGCCGAGGCUGGAGGCCGCGCUGUGGCGCUGGAUCGACGGCUCGAGGGGGCAGGGCGACCCGGUAACCGACUUGAUGAUCCACAGGAAGGCGAUGGAUCUGGCCGUGCGUAUGGGAGUGAUGAACUUCAGGGCGAGUCCGACGUGGUACAGCGGCUUUAAGAGACGAGAAGGCACGGUGAGGGCGAGGUACCACAUCUACCCGGACGAUGCGGACCGCACGGAGGGACCAGAGUCGGACAAUGGGCAUCGACCUGCCGCUGGAAGCGGUGGAAGCGUCGGACGCGUCGAGCACCAACAGACCGCAGGGUGGGAAAGAGACGCCAAAGGAGCCGAGCGGCCCGAGGUCCGUUUGGAGCAGAACGAGCCGCCUCUAGUAAAACGUGAGCCCACCGUGGUCAUGGCUGAAAUCAGUGGAGGCAUGCAGACAAUCACCGUGCCAUCGCUUUACCAGAUGAAGGAGGCCAUGAAGACAUUAGCUACGGGCUUGUUGUAUAGGGGGUUCUCAGACUUUAAACUGCUCCACCAGUUCGAGAAAGAGGUGGCUAGUGUUGUGAAGAGAUCCAUGGCUCAGGGAAGCCAAGACAGUUUCCUGGCCUGAUUGAAUGGGACCCUAUUGACAACUUUGCGUUAGUGGCUUUAUGUAGCUUCGUACAGCACUUGUCAUGUGAAGUGCAAGCGCUGCUGGAUGGUAAGGAUGUAACCGUACACAUCCUGAAAAUCACAUUUCAAUUCCGAGGUUAAUAUUGAACUCCAUUUUUAAUAUUUAAUGUGGUGAAAAGGUGCCUGCCGUGAUAGCCCUCUAACAAAACAAACCCCAAAAAUCAUGGCCCCUAGAAUUUAUAAGAGAUUUUAAAAAGCAGAAGCAAACAAACAAAAACAUUGUCUUAAAAAAACUUGAAAUCCAGUAUACAUUGAAACUUGCAGCCUCCAACAGUGUUUUACUGUACAUGUUUAUGAAUGCCAUGAAUGUUCCAUUAUACAGAACGUAACAUCCUCAGCAUGAACGACAAGCAGCUCCUUCAUUUCUGAAUCAUAUACAAAGUACAAUUGUGCUGUAUUUUAAACUCUCAAAAUCUGGAAAUUUGACUAGGAAUAAAGUCACAGAAACGGUUCGCAUUUCUGGCCAUACUGUCGCUUUUGUGCAAGUCGUUUUAGCUGCUUCUUGAAUGCAGUGCUGCUAGAAUAAUGUAUAAAAUGGGGCAGCACCGAUAUGGGAAUUGUGACACAAUGCUGAUGAUAACUGAUAUUUUUCAUGGACGUAUCUGGACAAUGUAGAAACUGGUACUAGAUCCAAAUGAAUUAGCAUUAAAGGGAACAUUCAUCAUUUCAAUUCAAAGGCAACAUUAAUAAAAUCAGUAAAGUACAGACACUUUAGCACUGUAGCCCAGUGCCAACGAAACAUUCUGCUUUUCUGGAGGAUAAAGAUACAUCGUUAAAUAUGAGUCAAAUCUACACAUUUGUCUGAUGUCAGCAUGUUUUUAGGGCUAAUAUCUGCCGAUGCAAAUACGAUUUCGAUGUAAUCAUACAUCCCUAGUAAAAUAAAUACAUUCCUGUGAUGGUUUUCACUUGUGAAAACUGAAAACUCACCACUGUCAAAACUAAAAGCUCAGGAACAUUCCACUUUUGCAUGCACAAUCGGGACCUUAUCUAUGCUGGAAAAGUAUUGACUUCUGUUCAGACAAGUCCUCCUAAUAAAUUCCAGUGAUUCUUGGGAAUUGCUGAGUCAGUCUUACUAGGGAUUUUGACUCCAGCUUAAAUUCACACUAACCCCAUCUCAUUUAAUUACCAUUAGAUUAGCAUGUAAAAUUGCAUGUGUAAAAGGGACUCAAGUCAUUUGAGACAUAGGUGAAUGUUUGUUUCGUAUACACCACUCCCCUCUUCCCUCCCACUUUACUUCAGUAGGGAUGCCUUGUUUUGAUCACUGACCAGUUUCUACAAAAGAUGGCAAAGAAAAUACGGAGAAGAUUGAGGGAUGUUCACCAUGUUCAUUUUAAAACUGUUUAAAACAUUUGUAAACUUUGUAUUCUCACUGUGUGGAUUUGUGAAUUUAUUUUUUAGUAUUGCAAAUUUAGUAGACUUUUUUUCUGACCAUUGCCAUCUGAAGGAGGAACAUGUUGCCAAGUAUUUUUGGUGACUGAUGCGCACUGAACUACAGAGGCCUCCUUUACGUACUAAAAGAUGGACUCAAGGUUGUAAUUAACACUACAGAGGUUUAUGUUGUGAUAGAUCUUUAACAAGUCAUCCACAGAUAUUUAACUUACCAAGUUACUGUUUUGGGCACUAUUUGUUUUAGCAGAUACCUCACAACAAAUGAAGUAGCAAGCAAAACUGCAACAAAGAACCUGUAGGCCAGUGUGAAGUAAUGUUUUGACAGACAUAUUUGCAGAAAUGCUUUCUAAUGUGGCCACAUGAGGUCGCUGUUGGCCACCAUUUCAAUGAUUUUUUUUUUUUUUUUAAAUGUCCCAGUCUGUCAGGGAUGGAAAUGUACACAAACGUCUUUGUUAAUUUUCUUUUUCAACUUGACUAGUUCUGUUGAAUGUCAGUCGUUUAUUCUCAUGUGCAUUAUGUUAAAGUUUUUUUUUUACUGGCAUUGCAAUUUUUGAAAAUAGUUUGUAAAGAACUGUAAAAGUGUUGGGUUCACAAGCUUUAGUUGCACAUAUUGUGCCUUUGUGCCUGAUGAGUGCCAUGAUUUGGACAAAACAUUCUAUUGCUGCAUUUUGUUUCAAUGUGAUGUUAAGAUCUGCAUAAAACAUGAAUGUUAAUUUUUCAGA
Messenger RNA from Pygocentrus nattereri (red-bellied piranha), 2985 nucleotides. RefSeq lists its product as uncharacterized. The record is from RefSeq and is a predicted model, not a curated record. Gene Ontology annotation, cellular component: nucleus. The transcript has a single exon. NCBI's taxonomy places the organism in Eukaryota, Metazoa, Chordata, Actinopteri, Characiformes, Serrasalmidae. Gene Ontology annotation, molecular function: DNA binding. The coding region runs from base 24 to 812 and encodes 262 amino acids.